AUGGUUCCCUCAAUAAUAUCUUGUGCGCCGGUCGCCCUCGCUUUUCUCUCGCUCGUCUCUGCGGCUACCAUCGACCGGCGAGCGUCAACGUGCAAUGGCCACUCAGAGCUUUGCGAUCGUAGUUUUGGCAAUGUUACAUUUGUUGGCGCCCAUGAUUCCUACGCUGUCGGCACCAAUAACGUGGCAACAAACCAGGACUAUAACAUCACACAGCAACUCAACGAUGGGAUCAGAAUGCUGCAGAUGCAAGCGCACAACAGUUCCGGUACCAUUGAGUUGUGCCAUACAAGCUGCCUUUUGUUUGAUGGAGGUAGCCUGGAGACCUAUCUUACCACGGUCAAGACGUGGAUGGAUGCCAACACUAACGAUGUCGUCUCCCUGCUCAUCGUCAACUCUGACGGCUUCUCUGCCUCCGACUUCGCAAGCGUCUUCCAAUCUGUCGGCUUGGAUACCAUGUCCUAUUCCCCCACUUCCUCCAAUUUGACCUACACCUCCUGGCCGACCUUGGGCACCCUGAUCGAUGCCGGUACACGUUUGGUCACUUUCAUGGACACUCACGCCGACUUCUCCACCGUCACGUACAUCAUUGACGAGUUCACAAACGUUUGGGAGACUGCCUACGACGUCACAGACCCUACUUUUGAUUGCGAUGUGAACCGGACUAAGGGUGAUUCGACCAACCAGAUGUAUCUCAUCAACCAUUUCCUCGACACCAAUCUCCUUGGCUCACCAAUCCCGGACACGGCUGAUUUGGAUACCACCAAUGCUGCCAACGGCACGGGGUCGUUGGGCGCGCAGCUCGACACCUGUGUCGGUGAUUACGGUCGUAACCCCAACUUCAUGCUCGUUGACUUCUACGAGUACGGUGGCGGAUCCGUCUUCGAGGUUGCUGCCACUGCCAACGGCGUCACCUAUGAUCCCACAACACCCAUUGCUACACCGCUAUCCUCUUCUUCCUCGUCUUCAACGUCGUCAUCCAGUGGCAGUGUAGGAAAGCUGUCGGCGAACGUUCUACUUGGCCCUGCAGCGGCCUUUUCGAUGUCUUUGAUGGCUGCCUUUGCUCUCCUUGGAUGA
Molecule: messenger RNA, 1074 nt
Organism: Stereum hirsutum FP-91666 SS1
Lineage: Eukaryota; Fungi; Basidiomycota; Agaricomycetes; Russulales; Stereaceae
Product: PLC-like phosphodiesterase
Exons: 9
Coding region: 1-1074 (357 amino acids)
Biological process (GO): lipid metabolic process
Molecular function (GO): phosphoric diester hydrolase activity
Source: RefSeq, a predicted model, not a curated record